UGAAACUUUCUCCACUCUGCACUGUACCCCCUGGCACUUUAACCGAGGCCUCUUUAGUUGUAAUCUAUUAAUGUCUGUGGAGGUCAUUUGUUUUUGCUGUAAGUCUAGUUUGGUUUUGUAGAUCAAGCACUGGUGUUUCUUCACGUAGCACUCACGACAAGCAGGUUCAAGGUGAAGUCUGGCAUGACAACAUGAAUUCACCUUACGCAGCUUUGCAGUACUACCCAGAGUUUCCAUUUCAUCGACUCAGGGAUCCGUCACCUCUGCUGUCCUGGAGAGACGGCUCGUUAUUUACUACCAUGAGUCAGCCGGGUCAGACGGCCGACUUCUUCAGUCAGGAUGUGUUUAACCAGUUGUUUGAUAUGCUGGACCAGUCUGCCAUCCAUUCAGUCCAACCCAUUGAGCUCAACUUCACUGAGAGUCCGACUGAUGGCUCAGCAGGGAACACCAUUCAGAUCAGUAUGGACUGCAUAACGAUGCAUGAGCCGGACGACGUGGUUUCUUCGCAGUACACGAACCUGGGGCUUCUGAACAGCAUGGAGCAGAACAACGGUUCGACCUCCACCAGCCCCUACAACAACGAGCACGCUCCGAACAGCGUGACCGCCCCGUCGCCCUACGCCCAGCCCAGCUCCACCUUCGACGCCCUGUCCCCUUCACCGGCCAUCCCCUCCAACACAGACUAUGCCGGGCCGCACACCUUUGACGUGUCCUUCCAGCAGUCCAGCACGGCCAAGUCUGCCACCUGGACGUACUCGACAGACCUAAAGAAGCUCUACUGCCAGAUUGCCAAGACUUGUCCCAUUCAGAUCAAAGUGCUGACCCCGCCUCCGCAGGGGGCCGUCAUCCGGGCCAUGCCCGUCUAUAAAAAAGCCGAACACGUGACCGAGGUGGUGAAGCGCUGCCCGAACCACGAGCUGAGCCGCGAGUUCAACGACGGUCAGAUCGCGCCGCCGAGCCACCUGAUCCGCGUGGAGGGAAACAGCCACGCCCAGUACCUGGAGGACACCAUCACCGGGAGACAGAGCGUACUAGUUCCAUACGAGCCUCCGCAGGUCGGGACAGAAUUCACAACAAUCUUGUAUAAUUUCAUGUGCAACUCGAGCUGCGUGGGCGGAAUGAAUCGCCGCCCGAUCCUCAUAAUCGUCACCCUGGAGACCAGAGAUGGACAGGUUCUGGGCCGCCGCUGCUUCGAGGCCCGGAUCUGCGCCUGCCCGGGCCGAGACCGGAAGGCGGACGAGGACAGCAUCCGCAAGCAGCACGUAACGGACAACUCAAAGAGCAGUGAGGGUACGAAGCGCCCUUAUCGCCACAUUUCCCAAAGCAUCCAGAUGUCCACCAUCAAGAAGAGAAGAUCUACAGAUGAGGAAGUGUUCUGUUUACCUAUCAAAGGUCGUGAAAUCUAUGAGAUGUUGGUGAAAAUCAAAGAAUCUCUGGAGCUCAUGCAGUUCCUGCCACAACACACAAUAGAGUCGUACAGACAGCAGCAGCAGAACCUCCUACAGAAACAAAAUCCAAUGCAGUCCCCGACUGCCUACGGGUCCAGCUCCCCGACUCACGGAAAAGUGAACAAGCUGCCGUCGGUGAGCCAGCUCAUCAACCCGCAGCAGCGCAACACGCUCACCCCUUCCAGCAUGACGGGAGGCCUCACCGACAUGACCCCCAUUAUGGGCUCCCACAUCCCCAUGAGUGCUGACAUGAGCUCACUGAGCCCCACACACGCCCUGCAGCAACAGCUGCCCCUGGUGCCCUCCUCCCACUGUACCCCCCCUCCUCCAUACCCCAUGGACAGCAGCAUCUCCAGCUUCCUCCUACGGCUGGGCUGUGCAGGCUGCUUGGAUUACUUCACAGCACAAGGCCUAACCAACAUGUACCAGAUUGAGAAUUAUAACGUGGAGGACCUGUCCAGGCUGAAGAUCCCCACCGAGUUCCAGCACAUCAUCUGGAAGGGCAUCAUGGAGCACCGACAGGCCAUGGACUUUUCCCCUCCGCCGCACAUAGUGCGCACCACCAGCGGCGCCUCCACCGUCAGCGUGGGCUCCUCCGAGGCGCGGGGCGAACGCGUCAUAGACGCCGUACGUUUCACCCUGCGCCAGACUAUCUCCUUCCCGCCUCGCGACGAGUGGUCCGACUUCUCCUUCGACCUGGAUUCCCGCCGCAACAAGCAGCAGCGCAUCAAGGAGGAGGGGGAGUAGGAGCUGCUGCGCGCUCUCUCUCUCUCUCAAUUCCCAGAGCCUCAUUUCGUCUCAUUUCACACCAAAAAGAUGGAACAUUUCAUUCAAAAAAAGAAAAAAAAAGCCUUAUUGUUCAUUCAAAGGCUACACAUAUAACCAAUUGCAGAAAUGCACUUAUGUUCAUUUUGUAUUUUGUUUUUUAUUACUGGUGAUAAGCACAGCUGUAUUAUGGAAUUUCUUGAGAGCACUUAAGAAAUGUUGAGUAUUUCAGUGUUGCUCUUCUGGGUUUUUGCUUCUGGGUCUGUAAAUUAGUCUGGAUCACUGGUUGUUUUGUUUUAUUUUAUUUUUAUUUGUGGAAGCGGAACGGAUUGUAAACAUUUCAUUUCUUCUAUAAGAAGUAUUAAAUGACAGGAGCAACAGCUUGUUUUCUACUGUAGCUAUAGUUUUUAUGACACCUUACUCAGUCAGCUUUUGAAGUACGUUUUUUUGAGAUGGUCAUUCAUUUGAUGUAGCCAUAUAUAGGCCUAAUGCUCUUGACCAAGUGUUGUUCUUGUUUAUAACAUGACUGAUGUAUUUUAGUUGUUUAAGCCAAACACAAGUAUUUGUUUUACCACAGCCAUGUUCUGGUAUUCUUUCAUUAAAUAAGGUGCCAUCAAUCAAAAUGUUUGUAUAUAAUUCUGUAUAUAAAGUCUGUUGUAACCCUGCGCAGCCGUUCAGGUCAAAGUAGUGAAACCACAAAUUAAAUGCUUUGAUUUUUGUAUGUUUUGUAAAUAUUUGCAAACUUAUCAAGGAUAUUUUGUUAUAAAUUCAAAAUAAAGUUCAUAAUAUCUUGA
This is a messenger RNA of Gambusia affinis (western mosquitofish), 3007 nucleotides long. It is a transcript of the gene tp63, whose product is annotated as tumor protein p63. Gene Ontology annotation, biological process: protein tetramerization; regulation of transcription by RNA polymerase II; apoptotic process. Gene Ontology annotation, molecular function: RNA polymerase II cis-regulatory region sequence-specific DNA binding; DNA-binding transcription factor activity, RNA polymerase II-specific; protein binding. Lineage: Eukaryota; Metazoa; Chordata; Actinopteri; Cyprinodontiformes; Poeciliidae. Gene Ontology annotation, cellular component: nucleus. The transcript is spliced from 14 exons. The record is from RefSeq and is a predicted model, not a curated record. The coding region runs from base 192 to 2195 and encodes 667 amino acids.